Messenger RNA from Exaiptasia diaphana, 5932 nucleotides. Its product is annotated as rho GTPase-activating protein 6. The record is from RefSeq and is a predicted model, not a curated record. The coding region runs from base 2539 to 4878 and encodes 779 amino acids. NCBI's taxonomy places the organism in Eukaryota, Metazoa, Cnidaria, Anthozoa, Actiniaria, Aiptasiidae. The transcript is spliced from 13 exons. Gene Ontology annotation, biological process: signal transduction.
UCGAUAAUAUCAAUCGUCUUCAUUAUAGUAAAAACGAUUAGCAGUGAAGAAGCGCUGGUAUCCGGCUACGAAGAUAAACUUCGCCAUUUGCAUAUUUUUUCUGGAAAGACACAUUUACAUGAUAAAUGAUACGAACUCUUGAAGACCACAGACAGGGACAGUCGAGACAUUAUUUUAACCAGUCGUAGAAGAAUGAUUUCCAACCAAACACCUUUCACUGGCAUACCAUGGCGUACGGCGUGGAAGUAAUGGGAAGUCACCUACAUAACCUUUCCUAAAAUCGUUCAUGCAUAAGUAGCAUGGAAUGUUAACAAACGUCUAAAUAGUCUGACAGAAGCCGUGAAAUGUUAUAAAGACUUGUUUACAACGGAAUUACAUAAGACGUGUUCAACUUGCUGAUGUUAGCUGACCAACUGUUCAUUUACCAAAGACACUUAAAAGUGACGCACAAAGCCGAAGCUUGCUUGGUCGGUCUUACUACCGACMAGCGCCGACAAGCCCAGCUAGCAGUCAACACACCAAUUUGGUGCUGCAGCAGAACACUGAUGCCUUGUGGAGAAUGGUCGUAAUGGAGAACGUGUACGUAGGUGAAGAGAUGGGACGCAAGGGAGUCUCAAGAAAUCGCACGUUUUCUGAAGGUAUUAACACUCUAUUACCCAGCAUACAACAGACAUAUCCUUCGCCAGUAGAUAUCGGCAUAUUAUASACUUUUCUGGUCCAUCCCUUGUACAAAAACCGCCUUCAUGUCCAUGCAUAGGUAUCAGCUAUUUUCGCCACUUUAAUUGAAUUUUGUUGCUAAUCUUGUUGACUUAAGUUGUGAAAAUAAUCAUCGAAUGUUCGAUGUGUGGUGGUUCACACACAAUACGACCACAAUCCGACACAAAUCAUCAGAAGUGGAUAACUGACAGAAGCUCAGCCCAACUCCCGAUAGACAAGAAAAAGUCGUGGAAGGAUUUUUGGGACCGGACUCCCUUAUUUACCUAACGAAUCGACCUUCGCAAAAUGGCGGUCUGGGAUUUAUGUUAAGUAAAUUAAGACGCGAAUGAUGUCAAAGAUUGUAAAACUCUUGGGGCAGAUCGCCAAGAGAACCCCGAGCCUUUCUCACCAAGUGGUUUCAUUGAUUUUCAUGUUCAUUGUUGAGAAAAGGUCAGUUGGCUGGCAGUGAGAUAAACCGUACCGGGACAAGUCGAAUGCAUAACUUCGGGCUGUUUUACUGAUCAAACUCUCAACGAUGUUGGUCCAGUAAUACUUCCAGCUUCAGUUCUGAGAUGCUCAUUUGGAUUGGUCACAUGACAAAAACGACAAUGAUAACAUGCCUUGUACUGCAGCAGGGAUAGUACCAAAGCCUGACACUAGGACUGAAUCCGUCAUGCAAAAAUCAAAUUGCUCGAUAAUCUAUUCAAAUGCCUGUUGUUGUUUUUUUUUUCAUAACAAGUGAAAAAGGAACAAAGGAGAAAAAUGGAGAGCUUUUCACAAACAGUAGCUGUUUCGUUUUUCAUAAGUAAAGCUCUCCCAAUGUGACGUUUACUUUAAAUUUGAUUGAUUUGUCAUGUAAAAACUAAAAGAAGGUUAAGAAAGUUGUACUGUGGUUAUGCAAUCACCAACAAUGGAUGUCACGCAAACAACCGAUAUCCGGGUACCGGGCAAAAGUAUCGUGUGAAAGUACCGUACGUGUGUGUGGUUUUUUAAGCGUUGCGCACUAAGAUCAAGUGCAACUUUUAACAGAAUAAAGCACUUUACAAUUUCACGUUAGAAAUCCUAUCGAGCUCUUUACAACUCUACAAAAACCAACUCUCCGAAAAGUUAUGCCAUUUGCGUUUGCUGAUUUUUUUUUUUUUUUUUUUUUACUCUAUUUUUUAUUAAGCCCUGAGGCAAAGACGACAGAAUAACGGUAAAAUAACCAAAAUACCAGAAGAGCAGAUAGUGAGAAUGAGACGUACCAUAAUUCUACUGAAUACAAAAUAUAAAACAGAGACAUGAUGAUCUGUAGAGACGUGCGGAGCUUUGAGUAGCAUAAUUGAUAAAACACUUGUUUCUUACUUAAACGGUUGCAACAAACCAUCCAAGCGAAGCAAGAACGUGAACUAGACCACUUGAAAGUAAGCAAAACGGCGCGCUUGUGGAAUUGGACGACUGAUUCACGAUACCUGACCUUGCUCAAAAGCGUCAAAACAAUUCACAACUGAAAAACUCUUUUAGAAUUGUUUCAUUUCUUUAUAAUGCUGUCCCUCUAUUAAUGCAGUUUCGCAAUGAAUAAUACUUUACUUCUGAAGAAAAUUGAGCAUUUGACGUAACAGUCUAUUCUUCUCCAACCAAUCAGAACAGUGAAUUUAUUAUUUUAAUUAAUAGGAUCAAAUCCAAUGUCAAUCAUCGAGUCCACAGAAAAUACAAUUUGAUUUAACCUGAUGAAGCGCUUUGGUUGUUAAUACAAGAUUCAUUAGCUUAUUGUUCACUGGUAGUUUUAUUAGUAGAUCAAACUAGAUAUUAGUGAGUGAAUAAUUUAGGACUACAUAUUCUUAAUGUCGAUUGCGGGAGUUGAUGGUGUUCGACAGUGCAGCCGCUGUGUGCGUACCACCGCUAGCCGUUCAUGUAACCCUAUCUACUACUGCCAUGAGUGACAAGGAUUUUCACAGACUUCACCGCAAAUAUUACACUACCAAUGUGGAAAACGCCGGUAAGCCAGAGGAUUGCGGUCAGUCCAACCCAGCAAAAAUCAACGUUGAAGGACAAAAGUCUCCUAAAUCAAGCCCAGGUAUGCAAAGCAAAGGAUCGCAAAAGGAGAAAUUCUUUGGAAAAGGAUGGAGAAAUCGACCUAAAGUUAUAGCCAACGCUGGUAAUGCACUCUGGUCACCGGACGCAAAGGAAAACUACGUCUGGUCAUCUGUUGGCGGUCGUAAAGUUUGUUUGGGGAGUUUUGACAUCUGCGAUCUCACAGAGCCAGAAAGAAUUGCUUUACAACAAGUGGCGUUGUCAAAGCUCCGUAAACUCAAUUUGCGCAGUCACGUCACGAUCCCUAAGUCUUCACGCUCUGACAAAAGGACAUCAUCUCUGAAAAGAGCAUUGUCACUUAAAAGUCGAUUGUCAAUGGGUGCUUCUGAUAAAGUUACUGAAUCUGCAGUGUUUGCAGUACCUUUGAGAAAGGCAGUGGCACAAAGCACCCCUGAAAACAUGGACAAAAAGGUCAAAAAGGGAAGCCAAGAAGAAAGCCUUGAUAGCAAAAGUGAGGGUGAAGAGGAUCAUAGAGAAAGGAGACAUUCAGCCUCAAGUCUUAAUCAACCAUAUCCAAAGACAACACUAGAUGCUGGCACACAAUCAAAGGGAAGCCUUAAUGGCAACCGAGAACUUCCAGGUUCRCCAACCUGGAAAUCAAGGUUAAUAGAUGCACUUACACUCAACUCUUCAUCWGCAUCAGCAUCGUGUAUUAUUGAUAGAGAUGCAAUGCUGAUACCGCAACCACCACGUGUACCACCUAUUGUAACCCAAGCAAUAGAGCAUUUAGAAAAUUAUGGUCUUCAUGUUUUAGGAAUAUUUCGAACUGGUGGAUCAAAACGGAGAAUGAAACAGAUGAGAGAACAAUUUGACUCAGGUGAAAAAGCUCAGUUUUCUGCCGAUGAUAAUCCUCAUGAUGUUGCAGCUUUAUUCAAAGAAUAUUUUAGAGAUUUACCUGAACCACUAAUGACCAGAGAAUUGUAUGCUGCUUUCCUAGAAACCCAAGGAAUAGAAGAUGAAAAUCAGAGAAAAACUACUUUACAACUGCUCUGCUGUUUGCUUCCACCACCUAACAGGGAUACUUUAAAAGCUUUGCUAGAAUUUCUCUCUAAAGUGGACUUCUAYUCCGAAGAUAAAUUAGACGAGAAUGCAAUAGAGAUACCGGGAAAUAAAAUGAACAGUCGUAAUCUUGCCACYUUAAUAGGUCCUAACAUACUCCAUAAGGUCAAAGCCGGUCAUAAUCACGACUACGCAGUAGACGAUCCUACGAGAGCUGAAGAACUGAGAGAAACAAUCGAUACMGUCCAAGAAUUAAUACUAAACUGGCAGGACCUAUUUGUUAUAAAAGCGGAUCUAUACCAUGAAAUAUAUCAACACCUCCUGGAGAGUGAGCCUGAAAUCCUGGAUUAUUUAUUACGGAAAAAGACUCCUAUAAGAAUAAGUGCUGGCGAUGAAGAAGUUCUUGAUGCCMCUAGUGUUUCGAUACCUAAGGYUGAACCUCAUCGUGUUCGCUGCCGCUCUGCUGGAGACAGUGAUCGCCCACCUGUCAUUAUUCGUACUGGAAACGCACCUAAUACCCGGCCUCCCCCUGAUUACCACCAACAUAGGCAACGUASCCAUGGUUACACUAUUAAAUCAACACGGCAUGUUGGACAUACUCGAAGCCAGUCUCUSAACCGUGAGGAAGGCAAUACAUUAAGAAAGUAUGCUCGUCAGACGUCAACUCCAGAUUCAAACUUGUCUGCCAGUUUUAAUGGUGUUAUUCGAGCCCGACAAAAAACUCCACCCCUCCACCCCAGGGGAGCUUAUARAGCAGGCACAAGUGAACCACCUUCUCCAUCAUUGUCGUCUUCAUUAUCACAUUCUACAUAUUCCACACCGCCAUCUUCUCCACCACUAACGCCGUACUUCUCCGCCGAAUCUUCAUGUUCGUCUCCGGUGUCAGUGUCAUACUUGGGUAGCGAGGGACCWGUUGUUACCGAACUCGAGGAAUUACUAUGCGAGGUAGAGAAGGAUUUGCAAAAAGAACGCGUAAACAAUGCGAUUCAUGAUUUGGACUUAGAAAAUGAUAUCCCUGACUGGCAGUUAGAGCGAUGGAUACGGUGGGAAACACUAGCUCACACUCGAAAUAGUAAUACAGAAGCUAUAGAGCAGGAAACACUAGUUUAGGCAUUUUCAAAACAACUGUAGGGAUAGCAAGGAUAACAUGCAUGAUUUUCGCGCGCUUUAAGCGAUCUAUCGUGGUAAAUAAAUGAUUAAUAGAGCUUAAAGUUGACACGGAAAAUCGGCUUUAGUUAGAGCAUAAAUCGGCUUUAAUUAGAGCAUAGUUAGUAACUCUGUUUAGACGAAGAGAUCUUCUUGGAAAAUAUAGGCAGGUAAUAGAAACAUAUUUAACGAGUGUAUAAUUCGAYAUGAACGAAUGUGAUCAUACAACCUUAAAGACCUAUCUACACUGUGUGUAGGCUGUAACGCCUUUAUGGCGAUUUUGACAAUUAUAGUCAAGUCCUUAUGCUACACUAUAGUUAUUAUCRGACAAUUAUUAUCAGCGGACAGCACUUGAAGAGUUCGUUUAAAGCUGAUAGAGGCAAUAAUAAGAUUUUUAGACUAGGGCCAAAACAGUAUAUAGGAACUUCACAUGGAAUUCUUGCCCUGUAAACUAUGCGACACACAAGCAAGCCUUUGUGGCACCUUUAAGAAGUAUAUUUAUGUAUAUAYUGUACAAAUKUAAUUGUGAUAAUCAACAGCUAUUAGAUGUUCACUACCCUGACCCUCGAGAUUCUCAGUCGGCAUCUUCUCUCUAGUCCUCGAUUUUUGGCGAGAAGCUUUGACAUCCGAGCAUAGAGCUUUCACUAGGGCUCUCAACGAAUUAAUCGUGGUCUAGACGGUACCUUUUCACCUCAUUCGGAACGAAUUCUCUGAUUGGCUGAGUAGUUCUUAAAAAAAACAAUGAUACUUUUUGGCUUUUGUUUUCUUCUUUUGUAAAAGCCUAUUGGAGAGGUGAAAGUUCGCUCGGUCUUGAGAGGAGUGAUUGGAAUUCUUUGGGGUCUUGGUAGAUGGUCACAUGUAUACGCAGGGAUCUCGACCAGGAAUUAUUUUUUAUAUAAAAGUAUAGUGUACAUUUUUAUCAUACAAACAUAGCUUUUUUUAGAGAUACCUGUGUUGUGAAGACAUCAUCUAUGAAGGAUACUGUAUGCAAUUUCAUUCAAAAAUGUGGUGCUCAUCA